This is a messenger RNA of Torulaspora globosa, 1101 nucleotides long. It is a transcript of the gene YIA6, whose product is annotated as NAD+ transporter. The coding region runs from base 1 to 1101 and encodes 366 amino acids. The transcript has a single exon. Gene Ontology annotation, biological process: NAD transmembrane transport. Gene Ontology annotation, molecular function: NAD transmembrane transporter activity. NCBI's taxonomy places the organism in Eukaryota, Fungi, Ascomycota, Saccharomycetes, Saccharomycetales, Saccharomycetaceae. The record is from RefSeq and is a predicted model, not a curated record.
AUGGACGAGGAUGACCUCGUGAGAAGGAAGGAUCCACAUGAAGGUUUCCUUGUUCCGGACGGUGUGUCGCCACUUUCAUCCUCCGAUGUCAUUGAACCGAGAAGAGCAGCAAGACUUAUAGAAGGCCAUGAAAUUUCGAUAAAUCAUGACGUGAUUCAAGUUCCCAGUACAAAACUUCUGCAGCUUAAUGAUACUCAAGUAAUUGCAUUAUCUGGAGCAGUGUCGGGAUUCCUCUCUGGCAUCAUUGUAUGUCCCCUCGAUGUGAUAAAGACAAGGCUGCAGGCCCAGGGUUUACAAUCGCUCGGCGAAAAUCGAUAUUACCAUGGCUUCCUUGGUACUGCCUCUACGAUUGUCAGAGAUGAAGGAGUGAGGGGACUCUACAAGGGUUUGGUACCGAUAAUAAUGGGCUAUUUCCCGACCUGGAUGAUAUACUUCACCUGUUACGAAUUCUGUAAGGAUCUUUAUCCCAAACUGUUCCCGCACUGGGGUUUUGCUGCUUAUUCACUCUCUGCUAUCUCUUCAGGGGCUAUCUCGACUGUACUGACUAAUCCGAUUUGGGUCAUCAAGACUAGAUUGAUGUUGCAAACUCAUGUAUCGCAAUAUCCUACACAUUAUCAUGGAACAUUCGACGCAUUUAAUAAGAUCAGGUCACAGGAAGGUAUAAGAGCCCUGUAUGCCGGUCUGGUACCGUCAUUUCUGGGGCUUCUGCAUGUAGCCAUUCAUUUCCCCGUUUAUGAGAAGCUAAAAGUAACUUUCAACUGCUAUCAGGGCAGUACACAAGACAACAAGAAAGAGCAAGGUAUACAUCUUCCGAGGUUAAUCAUGGCUUCCUGCGUCUCCAAAAUGAUUGCCUCCGUUAUAACAUAUCCACAUGAGAUUCUACGCACAAGGAUGCAGUUGAAGUCCAAUCUACCCGAUUCCGUGCAGCAUAAAAUGCUCCCGCUGAUUCGGAAAACGUAUUUGACCGAGGGAUUGAGAGGAUUUUACUCGGGAUUCGUCACCAACCUGAUACGCACUGUACCUGCCUCGGCGAUAACCCUGGUAUCAUUUGAAUGGGUUAGAAAUCGUCUAUCAAACAUUACUACAGGUCCGGGAAGUUGA